Molecule: messenger RNA, 1183 nt
Organism: Lactuca virosa
Lineage: Eukaryota; Viridiplantae; Streptophyta; Magnoliopsida; Asterales; Asteraceae
Source: the annotation of a GenBank genome assembly
CAAAUAUUACCAAGAACUGCAAGUUCGUUUUCCCCUCAAAAUGGCAACCUGCAGAAAGCCAAUAUCAGCUCUCGGUCUUUUCCUUCCAAUGUAUAGGCAACAAAUCGAUAAACACACAAUGCAGCUGUGCAUGAAGAAGAAGAAGGAUGAAAACAUACGCUACAGAACCCACAAUCUCAAGAAAAUCAUGUCAUCGACUAUCACUAAUUCAAUUAUUGAGCAAGAUCCUACACCAUCAGAUACAAUAACACAGUUCUACAAAUGCAUAAAUGAAAAGAAUAUAAAGCAACUAGAAAACUACAUUUCAAACGAUUGCUUCUUCGAAGACUAUUCGUUUUCCAAUCCAUUCAAAGGCAAAAAGGAGGUUCUACGUUUUCUUGAGCAGCUAAUCACGGGAAUGGGCCAAAACGUCGAGUUUCAUGUUGCUCAUAUUUAUGAAGAUGACGAUGAUCUAACAGCUGGUGUCAAUUGGCAUCUGGAGUGGAAGAACAGGCAGGUGCCCUUUUCGAGAGGCUGUAGUCUCUACAGAUUAACAAGAGAAGGAGAAAGAUUAAUGAUCAGGAAAGCACAAGUUUUCGUUGAGUCCCCAAUCAAACCAGGAGAUUUGUUCCUGAUUCUGUUGAAGAUUGUGACUUCGUUAUUUGAUGCUUUUCCAGAGGCUACCGAAUGGUUCUUUCGGAGUCAACAUUUCAUAGUGCAAGUAUUGUUGAAGGCUUACUGUAUAUUUAUAGUUCCGUUCAUAAGCCCGAUACUUUCUUUCUAUGUGAAUCUUGGGAAACUGAUUGUGAAGUUCGUGAGCAUAGCGUUAAAGAUAUUAGAAUACUGCUCGAGAUUAUUUACAACAGGCGAAAGGUAGAAUAUCUUUUUGAUUAAGGUGUGAUUGUCAUUAUGUCAUCUAUCUGCCAACGAAUCCAGUUUGAACUUGGUUUGCAUGAAAUGUGGAGUUAGUGCACGAGCGGUGGUGGAUUCCCGAAAGUAAUAAUGUGAGCGGGCUGCUGUUAUUUUUCCGGUUUAUGUUACCGUAAAUUAAUAAAGGGUUUACGUACAAUUUGAAAUCGUAUAAAAACAUCUCUUUAAAGAUAAAACAAUCUUUAAAUUAAAAUAGAAGUCUUAAUCCAUCAAAACUUUGAAAAACAUAACUAGUUGUUGAAACUUACAGGAGAUAUAAUCACAAUUCAUAUAG